Molecule: messenger RNA, 1468 nt
Organism: Cynara cardunculus var. scolymus (artichoke)
Lineage: Eukaryota; Viridiplantae; Streptophyta; Magnoliopsida; Asterales; Asteraceae
Product: 4-hydroxy-3-methylbut-2-enyl diphosphate reductase, chloroplastic-like
Exons: 9
Coding region: 25-1293 (422 amino acids)
Biological process (GO): dimethylallyl diphosphate biosynthetic process; isopentenyl diphosphate biosynthetic process, methylerythritol phosphate pathway
Molecular function (GO): 4-hydroxy-3-methylbut-2-enyl diphosphate reductase activity; metal ion binding
Source: RefSeq, a predicted model, not a curated record
GUUUUCACACACACAGUUCCUUCCAUGGCUUCCCUUCAACUCACGCCUCUCUCCAGUGUCUACACUCGCUCCGAUCGCUCUCUUCCUGACUUCAGAGUUUUCCGGUGCCGGAAGCCUCUGUCCCUUCGAUGCUCCGCUGGAGAACCGUCCUCGUCAUCCAUGGGCGUUGGUUCCGAUUUUGACGCCAAGGUUUUCCGGCAUAACUUGACCAGAAGCGAGAAUUACAACCGGAAAGGUUUCGGACAUAAGAAGGAGACUCUUGAGCAAAUGAAUCUAGAGUAUACCAGCGACAUCAUAAAGACUUUAAAGGAGAAUAACUACGUAUUUACAUGGGGAAAUGUUACUGUAAAGCUGGCAGAAGCUUAUGGUUUUUGCUGGGGUGUUGAGCGUGCAGUCCAGAUUGCUUACGAAGCCAGGAAACAGUUCCCUGAUGAGAAGAUAUGGAUUACAAACGAAAUUAUUCACAAUCCAACUGUUAAUAAGAGACUUGAAGAGAUGGAAGUUAAAGAUAUUCCCAUUGAGGAUGGAUCCAAACAGUUUGAUGUCGUUGAUAAGGGUGAUGUUGUGAUUCUGCCUGCUUUUGGAGCUGCGGUAGACGAGAUGUUGACUUUGAGUAACAAACAAGUACAAAUAGUUGAUACGACGUGCCCUUGGGUGUCCAAGUCCUACUUUAUACAGGCAACAUAUGUGUGUGAUUACAUUCUUGGUGGUAAACUUAAUGGAUCUAGCUCAACAAAAGAAGCUUUUCUGGAGAAAUUCAAAUUUGCAGUUUCCAAGGGUUUUGAUCCAGACAAGGAUCUUGUUAAAGCUGGUGUUGCGAACCAAACUACUAUGCUAAAGGGAGAAACAGAGGAGAUUGGGAAAUUAGUAGAGAGGACUAUGAUGCAGAAGUUUGGAGUAGAAAAUAUCAACAAUCACUUCAUAAGCUUCAACACUAUCUGUGAUGCUACUCAGGAGCGACAAGAUGCUAUGUAUAAGUUGGUGGAUGAAAAGAUCGAUCUUAUGUUAGUAAUUGGUGGGUGGAACUCGAGCAACACCUCGCACCUACAAGAGAUUGCAGAAGAUCGCGGCAUUCCAUCUUAUUGGAUUGACAGUGAACAAAGAAUAGGUCCUGGAAACCUAAUUGCUUACAAGUUGAUGCAUGGUGAAUUGGUUGAGAAAGAAAACUGGCUGCCAAAGGGCCCUGUCACGAUUGGCGUGACAUCUGGUGCAUCUACCCCCGAUAAGGUUGUGGAAGAUGCUCUACUGAGGGUAUUUGAGAUCAAAAGCCAAGAAGCCCUGCAAGUUGCAUAGAUCAAGUAUGUACCCAACUAUAAUCAAAUAGCAAAUUAUAAUACAUGAUUAAGUUUGUUUAGCAUUUAAACAUAUUUGCAGGUGCUAUUAAUUACCUUCAUUAUUGUAUGUAUAAUAUUAUAUAAAAAACCAUGAUUUCAGUUAUAUCUGCAAAACGCAGCCUUAAAAUACCAAA